AAAGAACUAAUUCCUGCAAGAAUUGCUGCACGACCCCGCUGCUCUGAAGCUUUGCUCUGAUCAUUUCAAAAGGCCAGUUUAUUUCUUCCUUGGUCUACUUGUGAUCCGAGAGUUCUUCAGCUGGAGGAGUUUAAUUGGCACUUUGAAGAACUACAGCCUGUGUAACAAGCACACACACUUACAUCACACAGCCAGAACCGGGACCGUCGUCGCGUUUCCUGACAAUCAUGCUGUUAAUCCCGGGGCGAGGGACGCGGAACAUCAAGGCGGCUUGCUGUCUACUGCUCUACUUUGGAGCCUAUCCUGAGUAAAAAAACCGUAAGUAGUACCCGUCCGCGCAGGUGUUAUCUUUUCUCACAAAAUUUGAUCCAAAUUUUGGCGCAGGAGAAAUUUGUAGAUACACGAACAGGGCGGGAGUUAUGUUUGAAAGGUUGAAAAGAUUAAAUGCUCUGUGCUUUCUUGAUUUGGAUCUUUUCCAGGAGAAAAACAUUGUUUUUCCAGAAGCUGCGGGUACAUUGUUUUUACACAGGAUAUAAUUACGAUUGGCGCGCCCGCUGCUGUUGAAGCUGUCGCAUGGAAGUUCCUGGCUGCGCGGAUGAACGACACCACGUCAGUUGGGAUUGACGCGGAAGCUGUUGUACCGAGCUCAGCGGUCAUCCCCUUCCGGGGCGGCGGGGGUGGAUUUUCAUUUUUCGAAUUUUCCUCGACGGCGCAGGUCGUCAAGGAUGUCCCACCUGCUGCUGCUCGACUUGCGUCGGACUUGGGAACGAAUCUGAACAACGCAAGGCUGUCCCACCUGCAGUUGCUUACGAAUCUGAACAACGAGCUUGCUGUCCAGUUCGGGAAGUUACAAAACAUGUUUCGAAACGAAAACGAACGGAAGAAGCUGUUUCCGUGGUGGACCUCGACCGGCGCAGAGGUCGUGAGACAUCACACAGAAGAACGUUCGACCUCCGCUACCGGGAGCGGGAGACAGGGUGGUGAGCUCACGCACGCACAGUUGUUGCUGGAAAAAAUGAAACCGAAGCUCGUUGUGCAGGACUGGGGGGGGGUCUCUCAAAGCACGGUGAAUGGAGAGACGGUCCCGACGAAUGAACCAGAGCCUGGAGAGACCGUGGAUCUGGAGACCUUUGAUGGUGGAUAUGACCUCGUGCCGCGCCCGCAAGCUAUCACACAGGAAAAAAGUAGCAUAUCAGACCGCAUGAGCAAUUUAAUAUGUAGUGAGGUCACCGAACGGUUCUAACCAGGUAGUUUUUUUGACAGCCAGACAGCAAAACGGCCGUCAGUUUUCAAGCGGCCGGAAGCGUUUUUUGACAUAAAAAAUUUCCAAUUAUCAAGCGGGCGGGGCUUUGAAGUCAAACAAGCCCGGUCGAAAACUAUCGAUUCGCACUUGAUAAAACGACGCAGGGGAGCCGGCAAAAGGGGCGCCCUUCUGAGGCGCCCACCGCCUUGGUUUCUGGCGGUUUGGGCCGCCAAAAAAGGGGCGCGGAAAAAACUCGCCCAAAAUCAGAACAGCGAAACAGCAUGGCACGGCCGCGAUUUCGGAGCAUUUUGGGCGGCCGCGAAAGCGGCCGCCUUUUCGCCGGUUUCAGAGCCUGGGAAGCUUUACAAAAAGCGCCGGAGGGAAAGAUAAAAACGCGAAAAAGAAAAAGCGCCCCGGACGCGCAAAGCCAAUCCGCAUGCUAUGGGCCCGAUUUUUCUUCGCUUUUUGGGCGCCCCCCGUGGCGCCCGGAUCGGCUCCAUAGCAUGGGGGCUAGCUUUCGGAAAGGAAUUUCGGAGAUUUGCCAAAAGCUGCGACGUUUAUCGAGCGGCCGCCAUACCGUGCGGCCUAACGUUACUCACGGCGGUAUGGCGAGCCCAGAAAAAGCAAGGCCGCGGCCAAGGCGAUGGCCGGCAAGAAAACGCCCACGACCCCACUACCUCCGCCCCGGCGGCUAUAUUUGGUAUAGUGGUACUUUAUACACUUACACAUUUAGAUUUAUUCUACAGUUAGAGUGACAGACAGCACACGUACAAGUACUUGUCUUGGGCCGUGUUGUUUGGCUUUAUAAUCAUAUGCGAGAGGGAGAGAGCUCAUUUUUUGUGUACUGGUGGGUCCUAUGCUAGCUUUUUCGUUUUUCUCGGGGAUGUCAAGCACGACGGCGGGUUCUGGGAGUUAUGGCAAGGUUUCGUUCUACAAGAACAAGCGAACAGGCCGUGAGUACGCCAUGAAAUGCCAAAGCGUGCCAUUCCGUGAUGCCUCGGAAAAGAAAGUUGAAGACUGGGCUUCCGAAAUUUUUGUGCACACUUUCCUGACGCAGUUCGAAAUAGCACGUAUGCCCGAUGUUUUCGAUUGGGAAAGACAAGACGCACCACCGGCCGACAUUGACGUCGGUGCGGGACCAAGACAAGUAUCAAAGAGAAAAAGAUUGUCGGUGUAACUUUCUUGGAGGACCAGCACUACAUACAAAUCUGUCUGGCAUGAAAGCAAGAUGAACUUGUCUUGCGCAGAUAGUACCUGAAAACGCGCUUGAGUGGAAGUGGAUCCUGCAAUGCGUGCCCCGCAUGACAGACGCAAUCACCUUGCAUGUUGUGCAUCACAAAGUCACACUGACAAUGUUUGUUAUAUUCGAUAACGAGCAGCGGCAAUCAAUCACUGCGUGCCUCACCUGAAAUUUGUCCUUCUUGGCCGCUUGCCUAGCGGAGGGAAUAUUCACUGCAAAUAUGAUGUCUGA
This is a messenger RNA of Amoebophrya sp. A120, 2714 nucleotides long. The record is from the annotation of a GenBank genome assembly. NCBI's taxonomy places the organism in Eukaryota, Dinophyceae, Syndiniales, Amoebophryaceae.